Chironomus riparius is the source of this 669-nucleotide messenger RNA. NCBI's taxonomy places the organism in Eukaryota, Metazoa, Arthropoda, Insecta, Diptera, Chironomidae. The record is from the annotation of a GenBank genome assembly.
AAUGUGAAGAAGCUGCUCCUUAAAAUUAUUUAAUUUAUCAAAAGUUGUGCAAUAAAAUUAAUUAAAAAUGAGGAUCCCGACUGUUGAGAAAUUUCUAUGCUGCAUUAAGCUCGAACUCGGUGCAUUGAUUAUAGGAUGGUUCAAGCUAUUAGAAAGUACUGUGUUUCUUAUUGGACUUACUGUGAUGCUUGGAUGGUCUAUAUUUGCAUAUUCUCACAUGGUUAAUUUGCUACCAGCUGAAUCAUAUCUCUCUGACUUGAUGAAAGGUUACUCACCAAUUAUGGUUAAAUUCGUCAUUUUGAUUGCUAUUGUCUAUUUUGGCAUUGUUUUCUAUUCGGCAAAGCGACUUGUUGAAUGCCUUAAGUCCCGAAAUCCACAAGAUACAGUUCCAUUUAUAAUUCUGACAGUAUUCGACUUUGUAUUCUCAAUCCUUACUGUCCUGCAUUUUACUUGGAUAGCACUGAUCCAGUCAUUAAUAAGAGCAAUCUUCUAUGGAUAUGUUUUUAUCUGUAUUAUAUCCAUUAAACAGCAAUUAACACAGGAAGCAAGACGAAGUCAACAAAGGAAUUCACAAUAUCAAUCAGCACCAUUGACAAGUUACAAGCUUUAAUUAUGUGAUGUGUUUUUAGUCCAUGAUUUAUUAUAUAUGUUCUUUCGUGAUUUUGCAUA